AUGCCUCUUGGGGAUGCUGAUACCAUCCGCAUUCUUGUCUCCACAGACAACCAUGUUGGGUACAAUGAACGUGACCCUGUUCGUGGUGAUGACUCCUGGAAAUCCUUCCAUGAAGUUAUGUGCCUUGCCAAAGAUCGCGAUGUCGAUAUGGUACUGCUUGCUGGUGAUUUAUUCCAUGACAACAAGCCAUCCCGCAAGUCGAUGUAUCAAGUAAUCCGCUCAUUACGCAUGAACUGCUACGGUGAUAAACCAUGUGAACUUGAGCUUCUCAGUGACGCUAGCGAGAAUUUCCAAGGCCCAUUCAACCAUGUGAACUAUGAAGAUUUGGAUAUAAACAUUGCCAUUCCCGUAUUCUCUAUUCAUGGCAAUCAUGAUGACCCAUCCGGGGAGGGACAUUUAGCAGCGCUGGAUAUUUUGCAGGCCUCUGGUCUACUGAACUACUACGGACGAACACCUGAGUCCGAUAACAUUCAAAUCAAACCAGUACUAUUACAGAAGGGCCGAACGAAGCUGGCUCUAUAUGGGAUGAGCAAUGUUAGGGAUGAACGACUCUUUCGGACAUUUCGUGAUGGGAAAGUCAAGUUCUUUCGACCGACUAUGCAGCAGAGCGAUUGGUUGAACCUGAUGAGCGUCCACCAGAACCACCAUGCGCGGACAGAAACAGGAUACUUGCCUGAAACCUUCUUGCCUGAUUUCAUGGACUUGGUUGUAUGGGGUCAUGAGCACGAAUGUUUGAUUAAUCCACGCGUGAAUCCAGAGACUAAAUUCCAAGUGAUGCAGCCUGGGUCCUCCGUUGCAACAUCUCUUGUACCGGGUGAGGCAGUACCGAAACACGUUGCCAUUCUCAGCAUAACCGGCCGGGAAUUUAAAUGCGAGCCGAUCCGUUUGAAGACCGUACGGCCAUUUGUCAUGAGGGAUAUUAUUCUUCAUGACGUAGAAGAGGCACAGCGGUUAGCGAGGAAAGAAAACCAUCGUACUGAAAUCACACGUUUGUUGAUGAAAAUUGUGUAUGAUCUUAUAGAAGAAGCUAGGGAUGACUGGCUUGCAUCACAAGACGAUUUUGAUUGCAAUACAUCCCAGGUUCCUCUCCCAUUAAUUCGGCUUCGCGUGGAGACGUCCAUCCCUGAAGGUGGGAGCUUCGAUUGCGAGAACCCGCAGCGCUUCUCAAAUCGAUUUGUAGGACAUGUGGCUAAUGUUCAUGACGUUGUUCAAUUUUACCGCAAGAAGAAAUCUGGGGCACUUUCCCAUAGCAAAACAGACGUCCUUGAUGAGUCGGUGGUCUCUCACCUUGCUUCCCUGGAUACCAUAAAAGUCGAACGCCUUGUUCGCGAGUUCCUUGCUGCCCAGUCUCUUACAAUCCUCCCGCAAAAUUCUUUUGGAGAUGCAGUUUCUCUAUUUGUCGACAAAGACGACAAGCAUGCCAUGGAAAUAUUUUUGAACGAAUCUUUAGAAAGCCAAAUGAAGCAUUUAAUGGACUUGGAUCGUGAUAAUGACGCGAGCGCCGGAGACUAUGAUGACGAGGAAAUGAGAGAUAACCUCCACACUGCGAUGGAUAAAUAUCGCGAGCAAUUAGAAGAAUUGUUCUCUAAGGGCAAGGGAAAGCAAAAUGGUGGCAAUAGGAGAUACAAGCCGAAACCAGAUGGGUGGGAAAGUGGGUUGGAUGGCCCGUGGGAGGAUCAACCAGGCGCGUUAAUCCGCUCAGACCAUGAAGAUGACUUAAAUGAAGACAUGGACGAAGACGAAGCACGUCCUACUGCUCGCACACGGGCAGCCGGUGCUGUUUCAACCCGAGGUACAAGAGGCACCAGAGGUAGUAGGGGGCGAGGGGGUGGAGCGUCAAGGGCAAAGCCAUCAUCAAAACCAGCACGGGGUCGUGGCCGGCAAGCAGUGUCAGACAAAGAUGAUGGUUCCCAGGAUAUUGUUAUGCUUGAUGAUGUCGAUGAAGUCUCGGGCACAGAUGCAGACUCUUUAUUUGUUCAACAAUCGACAAGAAAACCUCGUUCUACUACCACAGCUUCAAGAGGCCGCAAAACAGCAGCUGCGUCAACGCGCAAGACAGCGACGUCCACUUCUUCCAGUCGUGGUAAACAAUCACAGUCCAUGUUGACCUUCGGCCGUUCCUCUGAACCAAGUCAGAGCCAAACAAUAGUUGGAACAGCUAGCACUGGCGGCAGAAGCCAGCGGCCGACACGACGUGCGGCUGCCACAAAGAAUAUUGUCACUAGUGACAUUGAAGACGACGACGAAGAUGAUGCGUUUGAGCCAGUGUGA
Messenger RNA from Ophidiomyces ophidiicola, 2271 nucleotides. RefSeq names its product meiotic recombination protein (gene MRE11). The transcript has 2 exons. Lineage: Eukaryota; Fungi; Ascomycota; Eurotiomycetes; Onygenales; Onygenaceae. Gene Ontology annotation, cellular component: Mre11 complex; nucleus. Gene Ontology annotation, biological process: mitochondrial double-strand break repair via homologous recombination; mitotic G2 DNA damage checkpoint signaling; double-strand break repair via nonhomologous end joining. Gene Ontology annotation, molecular function: DNA endonuclease activity; manganese ion binding; 3'-5'-DNA exonuclease activity. The record is from RefSeq and is a predicted model, not a curated record. Bases 1 to 2271 code for a protein of 756 amino acids.